Hordeum vulgare subsp. vulgare (domesticated barley) is the source of this 1403-nucleotide messenger RNA. RefSeq lists its product as uncharacterized. The transcript has 5 exons. The record is from RefSeq and is a predicted model, not a curated record. Gene Ontology annotation, molecular function: ubiquitin binding. NCBI's taxonomy places the organism in Eukaryota, Viridiplantae, Streptophyta, Magnoliopsida, Poales, Poaceae. The coding region runs from base 301 to 1137 and encodes 278 amino acids.
GUAGACAACAAGGGACAGCUCCCUCCCUCCGAUAUAUACGAGGGUCAGACGGAGGAGCCUCAUCCUCCUCGCCGUUCUCCACCCCCCCAAUCCGCCCGCCGUCCGUCGCGAUCCGUCCACCCCGACCCACCGCCCAACCAACCCAAACCCAAAAGCCCAUCCACCCGGACCGGGCCAGGCAGCGACGACCGGGGACGAGGAGGGAGGCGGCGGAUCGAGGGACGGAUGGGCGGCGGGCACUAGGACGGCGGCGAGACGCGGCGGGAGGAGGGCUACGACGAGGGCGGCGCCACCACCAACAUGUCUGCGGUAGUCUGCGGCAAGAGGUCCUCCUCCAUCUUCGCGGACGACCUGCUGCUCCAACAGGCCUCCUCCUCCCCUCCUUCCCACCACAGCCCCGCCGCCAAGCGCUCCCGCUACGCGCACCACCACCACCGCCGGGACGCGCUCCUCGGCCAGCUCCGGGCCGCCUUCCCAGCCAUGGAUCCCCAGCUGCUUGAGAGGGCCCUUGAAGCGUCUGGAGAUGAUUUGGAUGAUGCAAUCAAGAGUUUGAAGGAGCUGCACCUCAUGGAGUCAAAUCAGGCUAACCCGUCGGCCACUGGUUCCACAUUUGAAAAUGGGCCGACAGCAGUCCAGCCAUCUGUUGAAGGUAUUGUUGCCAGCAGCGGUGUGGACACAGCUACUCAACACCAACCUGCCGCAGAUAGCCAUCAGCCAAGUAACAGUGGCCCUGAAUGGGUCGAUCUUUUUGUGAGAGAGAUGUCAAAUGCUUCUGACAUGGACGAUGCACGGGCCCGUGCAUCAAGAGCUCUGGAAGCCUUGACGAAGUCCAUACUGGAGGGUGCAGGAGCUGAAGCAGCGCAGAGCUUGCAUCAGGAGAACAUGAUGCUCAAGGAGCAGAUGACGGCCGUCCUGUCGCAGAACGCGGUCCUGAAGCGCGCGGUGGCAAUCCAGCAUGAGCGACAGAAGGAGUUCGACGAGCGCAGCCACGAGGUGCAGGGCCUGAAGCAGCUCGUCCUGCAGUACCAGGAGCAGCUGAGGACUCUUGAGAUCAACAACUACGCGCUGCAGAUGCAUCUGAAGCAGGCCCAGCAGAGCAGCUCCAUGCCCGGGCGCUACAACCCGGACGUCUUCUAGUUUGGCUUCAGGCUGAUGUUGAUGAGCCCUGGCCCUUGGGGAUUGAGAGUUGAGACUAGUGGUACUCUGCCGUAUGAUGGUGAAGAUGACUAGAAAAUGUUGUUGCCUGGGAUUCAGACUAGUUGGGUGGAUGUUGGUUUGCUGACCACCUGUUGGCCGUGGGAUGGGGCGCAAGGCUCCCAUGUAGAUGAUAUGUUGGUUCAAACCUGUUGCGUUUAAACGUUUUCGUAUUUAAUAUAUACACAAAACAAUCCAGAUUCUUUGCA